AUGGAGACUCAGACCUGCAGCACUUGUUCCACUCCAGGCGUCGACCAGUCCAAAUUUAUUCGGUUUGGCCAGGGAGUUACUGUUGAGGCUCCCCACAAGCUCGUCCACGAUGCAUUCAGCAAGACCGCUGGAAGCAAUCCUUCAGCUGUGGCCGUCGAACACGAUGGAGAUCAAAUUACUUAUGGAGAGCUCGACCUGAAAUCGACAAAUCUCUCUCGAAAACUACUCGGCCUCGGCCUCUGCCCUCAAGAUCGCGUGGUACUGCUAGUGCAACGCUCGAUACCUAUGAUCGUGGCAAUCUUCGCUGUUCUUAAAAGUGGUUGCCAGUACGUGCCCAUGGAUGGAGGGGUUGCUUCAGAUGAUGCUCUGGCACAUGUGUUAUCAGAGGCAGAACCGCCCUUUAUUCUCUGUCUUGCUAGGUAUUCGCAAAGGGCGCACCAAUUUGCUAUGCCUGGGACGCAAAUUCUGUCACUGGAAGACCCCUGGACAACCUUGACCGACUUCGAUGAUGAAACUGGCCAUAAAGUCUUGAUGGAUCCUGAUGAUGGUGCCUACAUCAUCUACACCUCAGGUAGUACUGGGAAACCCAAAGGCGUGGACGUCACACAUCGAAACGUUACGAAUCUACUCACCAUCGCUCCUGGAAACCUCGGCAUCAAGCCCGGACGCAGAGUGGCCCAACUACUAUCGGUUUCAUUUGACAUGGCUGCAUGGGAAAUUUUGGGUACCCUGAUUAAUGGGGGAACACUGUGCAUCAGGACUUCUAACUGGAAUGACGUCUUGAGCAAGGUUGACACAAUUAUUGCGACUCCAACAAUACUCGGAACACUGGAGGAAGAGAAAUUUCCAAAUCUAAAAACUAUUGCUUUGGCGGGCGAGCCUUGCCCAUCAAGGCUUGCUGAUCAAUGGGCUCAGAGUCGCCAAUUUUUCAACUGCUGUGGCCCAACGGAAGUCACAAUUGUCAACACAAUGCACAAGCAUCAGCCAGGGCAAAUGCUCUCGAUCGGUCGGCCUGUGCCAAACACAACGGUCUAUGUCCUUGAUGAGAACGAGGAACCUGCGCCUAUAGGAACUAGCGGCGUCAUGUGGGUUGGGGGUUCUUGCGUAUCUAAAGGCUACGUCAAUCUUCCAGGUCUAACGAAUGCUCGGUACAAGGAGGACAAGUUUCUCAGAAAUGGACGCAUGAUGUUCAAUACCGGUGAUCUAUGCAGGUGGAGAGAAGAUGGCACCCUUGAGCCAUUAGGCCGACUUGAUGAUCAAGUCAAAAUCAAGGGAUUCCGGGUGGAGCUGGAUGGUGUGUCAGCGGUGAUCGAGUCACAUCCCGAUAUAACAAAAGCUUGUGCCCUAAUUGUUGAUGGUAUCUUGUGCGGCUACUAUGUUGCUCCCACCCAAAUCAGCCCUGAUGCGCUCAAAGCAAUUUCUGCAAAGACUCUACCAUAUUAUGCUAUCCCCUCGAGAUGGGUGUGGUUACCCAAGAUCCCGCUGACCUCGAACGGUAAGAUUGACAAGAAGAUGCUGAAAACGUUACCGGCCGCGCCAUGUUCCGGUGAUAUCACUCCUAAGACGCUUUCCAUAUCUUCAUCCAAGUUGGCCUCAGGCUCCCAGUCUUCCGAGGAAGAUGUCACUGAGAAAAAUCCGGCCAGAGUAUUGGUGGCCAAUACUAUUCUUUCAUUGCCUAGUAGUCAAGAAUCUCUGGCUGAGAAGGGGUUCAUCUUACCGCCGGAGAAAGGGGCACAUAGCUACAUGUGGCUGCGUCAUUACUUUUUCACGAUGUAUCGGCGUCUUUUCAGCGUUGUUUUCAUCGGAAAUCUGGCGACCAUUCUUACCAUCUUUGCUUACCGUCGGACUCUGAACAAUCUGCAACUCUCGGACCUGGCCACUGCCACAGCUUCGAACAUCACGGUUGCUUUGCUCAUGCGACAGGAGUAUGUUAUUAAUCUCUUAUUUACCGUCGCUUGUGCUGUCCCGACCUGGAUGCCGCUGUGGAUCCGACGAAAUUGUGCCAAAGUAUUCCACAUUGGAGGCAUCCAUUCGAGUGCUGGUGUAGCAGCGGUUUUCUGGUUUAUUACACUCACAGUUACUGCUACAAUAGGUCUUGCGGCUCCGGAAGGGACUUCUCUGGGAAAAACUAAUCCCGCGAUUGUGUUGAUCGUAUACAUAAUCCUCGCCCUCUUCAUCUCUAUUCUCGUCACCGCAUACCCAUCCUUCCGCGCAAAGCAUCACGACAUCUUCGAAAGGACCCACCGUUUCGCAGGCUGGAGCAUCCUAGCUCUCUUCUGGAUUCUCACCGUCCUCAGUGCCGAUGCCUCUCGGGGACACCUGCCCCUUUCCAAAGCCCUCACCAGUGACCCGACCCUCUAUCUCCUGAUCAUCUCCACCAUCAGCGUCAUCCUCCCGUGGCUCCGUCUCCGCAAAGUUCCUGUGCGCUCCGAAGUCCUCUCCUCCCACGCCAUCCGGCUGCACUUUAGCUACACCAAUACCUACCCGGGCACCGCGAUCCGCAUCUCCGAGCGGCCCCUUACGGAAUGGCACGCUUUUGCCACCGUAGCCAAACCCGAAGUUGACGGCUUCAGCCUCGUGGUCAGCAACGCGGGAGACUGGACGAAACGCCAGAUUGGGCGUGCCCCGGAAAGGCUCUGGACUUUUGGCGAGGAGAUUAUCGCUUCGGUCCGGGGCGCGGAUCCCCAUGCGGUUAUCUGGAACACUAGGAAACAGGGGAAACCGGAUAUGGUGAGGGAGGCUUGGAAACUGGUCGCUGAGUCUGGAACGACGAGCAAGGGGAGGUACGAGGUGGAGGCGGUUUGUGUUAUUGCGAAUAAGAGGGUCACGGAGAUGGUGGUCAGAGGGAUGGAGGUUAGAGGGUUGGCGGCUUAUGGGGCUAUCUUUGAUUCCUGA
Messenger RNA from Endocarpon pusillum Z07020, 2895 nucleotides. RefSeq lists its product as uncharacterized. The record is from RefSeq and is a predicted model, not a curated record. Bases 1 to 2895 code for a protein of 964 amino acids. The transcript is spliced from 9 exons. Gene Ontology annotation, cellular component: cytoplasm. NCBI's taxonomy places the organism in Eukaryota, Fungi, Ascomycota, Eurotiomycetes, Verrucariales, Verrucariaceae. Gene Ontology annotation, biological process: amino acid activation for nonribosomal peptide biosynthetic process; secondary metabolite biosynthetic process. Gene Ontology annotation, molecular function: phosphopantetheine binding.